Messenger RNA from Acyrthosiphon pisum (pea aphid), 1490 nucleotides. RefSeq names its product histidine-rich glycoprotein. Lineage: Eukaryota; Metazoa; Arthropoda; Insecta; Hemiptera; Aphididae. The coding region runs from base 360 to 1259 and encodes 299 amino acids. The record is from RefSeq and is a predicted model, not a curated record. The transcript is spliced from 2 exons.
CACGUCCGACGAACGAUCGCAGUUGCAAACAGAAGAUUACUAUUAGUGUUCCAACGUUCGCUGAACUCGUCUUGCGAAAAUCCACUGCAUAUUCAAUCGCCAACAUGAACCGUCUGUCGAUCGUAUUGGUUAUCGCAUUGGUCGGAUACUCACUGGGUGCACCGGGAUACGGUGGUGGAAGCCAUGAACACGGUGGACACCAAGUACACGAAGGACAUAGUGAACACAGAGAAGAACAUGAUGAGAACAAAAAAGAACAUGAUGAACACAAAGGUGAAUUUGAUGAACACAAAAGAAGGACAUGAUGAACACAAAGAAGGACAUGAGGGGCACAAAUAUGGUGGACACAAGGAAGAAACAUGAUGUACACACAUAUGGUGGACAUGAUUUUUGGUGGACACAAAGAUAAAUUUGAUGGACAAAAAGAAUAUGGUGGACACAAAGAAGAACAUGAUGUACACAAAAAUGGUGAACACGACUUUAGUGGGCACAAAGAAGAACAUGGUGGACACAAAGAAAAAUAUGAUGUACAUAAAGAGGAACACGGUGGGCAUAAGGAAGAAUAUGGCGGACACAAAGAAGUACACGAAGGACACAAAUAUGGUGAACACGACUUUGGUGGACACAAAGAAGAACAUGGUGGACAUAAGGAAGAAUAUGUUGGACACAAAGAAGAACAUGAAGGACAUAAAUAUGGUGGUCAUGACUUUGGUGAACACAAAGAAGAACAUGAAGGACAUAAAUAUGGAGGACAUGACUUUGGUGGACAUAAAGAAGAACAUGGUGAGCAUAAGGAAAAAUAUAGCGGACACAAAGAAGAACAUUGUGGACACAAAGAAGAGCAUGAUAGUCACAAGUAUGGGGAACACGACUUUGGUGGACACAAAGAAGAACAUGGUGGACACGAUUUUGGGGGACACAAGGAAGAAAAUGGUGGACACAAAGAAGAGCAUGAUGGUCACAAGUAUGGGGGACACGACUUUGGUGGACACAAAGAAGAACAUGGUGGACACGAUUUUGGGGGACACAAGGAAGAAAAUGGUGGACACAAAGAAGAGCAUGAUGGUCACAAGUAUGGGGAACAUAGCUUUGGUGGACACAAAGAACAACAUGAUGGACACAAAUAUGGGGGACACAAAGAAGAAAAUGGUAGACACAAAGAACAUGAACACCAUAGUGGACAUAAAGAACAUGAACACCAUGGUGGACAUAAAGAACAUGAAGAACAUGGCAGUCAUCACGGUGGUGGUCAUUACUAAAACUUCAAUUACAUCGUUAAUAUCAUCCGAUCCCUGAAUUCACAAUUUUAUGGGACGUACAACUUAAAUGUCAUCUUAUAAUAUUAUUUAUUAAUUAUUAUUUAUUGCUAAAUUGAAAAUUUGAUAUAUGUAAAUUUUAUUAUAAUACUGUACCUAAACAUUAUUAUAUAAGAUUUCGUGAUCUAAAGAUUAGAACAGUUCCAAUUAAACAUUUUUUUUUUUUAUAAAAAA